AUGAAGGAAAUAGAGGGUGCAAAAUGCGAAACGGAAUCCAAGGAGAUCAUACAUGCUAAGGCUCCAACAACCAGUGAGACUAUCUCUCACGGGAAAGGCAUGCCACGGUCCUCACGACCACCAAAGCACACAUCCUCACCCGAAGUCUUCACUUUUGAGCUGAGACGAUCGAAGCGGCUACGUCGCAUGAUUUGA
This is a messenger RNA of Penicillium longicatenatum, 195 nucleotides long. RefSeq lists its product as uncharacterized. NCBI's taxonomy places the organism in Eukaryota, Fungi, Ascomycota, Eurotiomycetes, Eurotiales, Aspergillaceae. The coding region runs from base 1 to 195 and encodes 64 amino acids. The transcript has 2 exons. The record is from RefSeq and is a predicted model, not a curated record.